Messenger RNA from Apis mellifera (honey bee), 679 nucleotides. RefSeq names its product Sjoegren syndrome nuclear autoantigen 1 homolog. Gene Ontology annotation, cellular component: centrosome; ciliary basal body. The record is from RefSeq and is a predicted model, not a curated record. The coding region runs from base 201 to 539 and encodes 112 amino acids. The transcript is spliced from 3 exons. NCBI's taxonomy places the organism in Eukaryota, Metazoa, Arthropoda, Insecta, Hymenoptera, Apidae.
AUUGUUUAAUAUAUUAUAACAAAACACUUUAAUAAAAAAUUUCAGUAUUAAAAUAUAUAUACGAAAUGAUUUUAAAUGAUCUAAUUUAAAAAUCACUGAUUUAUUCACUUUCGAUAAGUAUAGAUAAAAUAUAACUGUGCACGUUACUGUAGCUUUCACAUUAGUGUGAAGAUUCUGAGCGAAAGGUGUAUUUAUUGCAAAUGAAAACACUUCGUGACGUCUUUAAAAGGCAAGGUUUAGAAGAAAUGAAAUUGAGACGUACAGAAUUGCAAGCAGAAAUUGAAUCUCAAGAAGAAGAAAAAAAUUAUUUGCAAAGAGAAAUAGAAAAAUUAUCUUAUAAAUUAACACGCUUAAAUGAUAGUUUAACUAAAAGAAUAGCUGUCAGAAAUGAAUAUGACAGAACUAUUGCAGAUACAGAAACAGCAUAUAUAAAGAUUUUGGAAAGUUCACAACUUCUAUUAAAUAUGAUCAAGAGAGAAGCUACAAAUUUAGAUCAAACAUUACUUAAAACUAAUAUGGAUAAACAACAAAGUCAGUAAUAAAUGCAAAAUAAAAAUUAAAAUGGGAAAUAUUGAAUUUAUAAAUUAAAAAAAAAAAAUUUUUAAUCAUAUAUUUAAGGUCACAUAUAUCUUAUUAAGUUUGUAGCUAUAAUCAAAAGAAGUUAUUAUAACAAUUUUAU